UUGUUCAUCACAGGCUCACUAGUUGUUGUCAUCCAAUAUGAAGAUAGUGCUCUGUUUUCAGUUGAAGAUGUCUAUUUUGCUCAUUUGGAUCACACUGGUCGACGAACUGAUAUUGAUCAUCGCCCUGAAUUGUUUUUGGGAGCGUACGAGUUCAUUGCCACGAAGCAGUAUUGCAAGAAUGGCCUUCCUCCGAAAGAGCCAGCUUUCAUAUUCAUGAUUGAUGUUUCGUACAACGCUGUACAAAAUGGUAUGCUGCAUGUCGUUUGCUCAAAUCUAGAGAAGCUCCUUCAACGUUUGCCCAAAGAACUUGGAGCUUCUGAGUCAACUAUUCAUGUAGGAAUAGCAACCUUCGAUCAGGUUGUCCACUUCUUCGAUUUGUCUGCGGCGCAGCCGGCUAUGUUGGUAGUGGGUGAUGUUAGCGAUAUGUUCGUGCCAAUUGUUGAUGGUCUUCUUCUGCCCUACUCUCAAGCCGCACAGUCAAUCCGCGCUGUACUUGCGGAAAUUCCUCGAAUCUUCGCUCCAACUAAACUCACCGAGACUAUCUUAGGACCUGUUGUGCAAGCCGGACUAGAUGCUCUUCAGGUCUGA
Molecule: messenger RNA, 588 nt
Organism: Strongylus vulgaris
Lineage: Eukaryota; Metazoa; Nematoda; Chromadorea; Rhabditida; Strongylidae
Source: the annotation of a GenBank genome assembly